AUGCAACUUAACGCCAUGACGACAAUCGUUUUAGUCCCCGGAGCUUGGAUCACCCCGUCCUUCUACCAACCCUUUUCUGACGCUCUCACUUCUGCCGGAUUCCCCGUCCAUCAUGCCAGCUAUCCAUCUCUGAGCCCCACCGAUCCGUCCGUCGCCGACUGCGAAACCGACACCGAGGCCAUCGCCAAGACUUUACGGUUCUUAGUCGAAGAAGAAGGCAAAGACGUAGCGGUCCUAAUGCAUUCCUACGCGGGCAUGCCCGGAGCCGCUGCAGCCACAGGACUGUCCAAGUCUCAGCGGUCGCAACAUGGCAAACCCGGCGGUAUAGUCGGUUUGAUCUUCAUCGGUGCUUUUGUAGUUCCCGAAGGGCUGAGUUGUGCGGGCUUGCAGGGUGGCAAUCUGCCCCCGUGGAUUUUGCUCGAUAAGCCGUCGCGCGAUCUAAACACCCCCGAAGACCCGAUCGGCAAUUUCGCUGGGGAUGUCGACUUGGCUUUAGUUAAGGAUCUCGAAACUAGUAUCAAACCGCACUCGAAUAUCGCCUUCACUUCUCCGCAGCCACAUCCUGCGUGGGCUGAUGCGGACUACAGCGGUCGAUUGGCUUUUAUUGUGACAACGGAAGAUCGAGCGGUGCCGAAGGACGCGCAAUACGGUAUGAUGGCAGCCAGUAGGCAGGAGUGGAUUGUCAAGGAGAUGGCGUGUAGUCAUUGUGGGCCGUUUAUAAACGGGAUUGGAGAGACAGUUGGUGUGCUACAGGAUGUUAUAGGCCGGUUUUCGGCAUAG
Aspergillus melleus is the source of this 780-nucleotide messenger RNA. Its product is annotated as alpha/beta hydrolase. The record is from RefSeq and is a predicted model, not a curated record. Lineage: Eukaryota; Fungi; Ascomycota; Eurotiomycetes; Eurotiales; Aspergillaceae. Bases 1 to 780 code for a protein of 259 amino acids. The transcript has 2 exons.